AUGCUGGCAAAGAUCUCUACCACAUGGAAACCCCUUCAGCUGCUGGGCCCUGAAAUUUUAUUCAGCAGUUUGAAAUCAAGCCAUAGCUUUUCUCAUUCACCCUCCCACUUGGGGCUAAUGCACAGACAAGAACAUCUAUUGAGGAAAACCACAAAAAACUUCAAAACAGCUACAACGACUCUGCAGUCUACACUUCUCCUGUUACUGUUUGUGCCUCUGAUAAAGCCAGCACCACCAACUCAGCAGGACUCACGCAAUAUCUAUGAUUAUGGAACAGAUAAUUUUGAAGAAUCCAUAUUUAGCCAAGAUUAUGAGGAUAAAUACCUGGAUGGAAAAAAUAUUAAGGAAAAAGAAACUGUGAGAAUACCCAAUAAGAAAAGGCUUCAAUUACAAAAUGAUGAGACAAUAACACCAUUACCUCCCAAGAAAGAAAAUGAUGAAAUGCCCACGUGUCUGCUGUGUGUUUGUUUAAGUGGCUCUGUAUACUGUGAAGAAGUUGACAUUGAUGCUGUACCACCCUUGCCAAAGGAAUCAGCCUAUCUUUACGCACGAUUCAACAAAAUUAAAAAGCUGACUGCCAAAGAUUUUGCAGACAUACCUAACUUAAGAAGACUUGAUUUUACGGGAAAUUUGAUAGAAGAUAUAGAAGAUGGUACUUUUUCAAAACUUUCUCUGUUAGAAGAACUUUCACUUGCUGAAAAUCAACUACUAAAACUUCCAGUUCUUCCUCCCAAGCUCACUUUAUUUAAUGCAAAAUACAACAAAAUCAAGAGUAGAGGAAUCAAAGCAAACGCAUUCAAAAAACUGAAUAACCUCACCUUCCUCUACUUGGACCACAAUGCCCUGGAAUCCGUACCUCUUAAUUUACCAGAAAGUCUACGUGUAAUUCAUCUUCAGUUUAACAACAUAGCUUCAAUUACAGAUGACACAUUCUGCAAGGCUAAUGACACCAGUUACAUCCGGGACCGCAUUGAAGAGAUACGCCUGGAGGGCAAUCCAGUCAUCCUGGGAAAGCAUCCGAACAGUUUUAUUUGCUUAAAAAGAUUACCUAUAGGGUCAUACUCUUAACUUCUGUCAGUACAACAUAUAAACUAAAGUACAUCUACACUUAUAGUCUGUCUCAACAAUGUGUAAAGGAACCUAAGUAUUGGUUUAAUAUUAACUUUGAAGAAAUUUGAUAUUUUAAGCAAGGAUGUUCAAAAUCUUACAUAUAAUAAGUAACAAGUAAGAUUGAAUGUCUACAGUCAAAACAAAGUAAUGUGAAAAUAUCUAAACAGCAUUAUAAAAUCCUAGUUUAUACUAGACUACCAUUUAAAAAACAUGUUUUUAUAUAAGUGCUCAAAUUUGAGAUGCAUUAUUCCUACUACUAAUGAUGUAAGUAAGUGGAUAAAUCCAAUAAAUUUUCAAUUCUUUGUCUUUCCUGGCCUUUACUGGAUCCCAAAAGCAUUUAAGGUACAUGUUCCAAAAACUUUGAAAAGCUAAAUGUUUCCCAUGAUCAUCCAUUCUUCUUUCAUGAUUCAUACAUUAUUCCUUAUAAAGUUAGAACUUUGUUUUCCUAUCAAGGCAGCUAUUUUAUUAAAUUUUCACUUCGUCUGAGAAAUAUGGCAUAGUCUCAUAUGUAGGCAAACUUUCCAAAUAAAAUAAAUGUUAUUCUCUGAUAAAGAGCCAAUACA
Saimiri boliviensis boliviensis (Bolivian squirrel monkey) is the source of this 1673-nucleotide messenger RNA. RefSeq names its product osteoglycin (gene OGN). Gene Ontology annotation, cellular component: extracellular matrix. NCBI's taxonomy places the organism in Eukaryota, Metazoa, Chordata, Mammalia, Primates, Cebidae. Gene Ontology annotation, biological process: articular cartilage development; bone development. Gene Ontology annotation, molecular function: protein binding. The record is from RefSeq and is a predicted model, not a curated record.